Molecule: messenger RNA, 2355 nt
Organism: Myxocyprinus asiaticus (Chinese sucker)
Lineage: Eukaryota; Metazoa; Chordata; Actinopteri; Cypriniformes; Catostomidae
Gene: coq7
Product: coenzyme Q7 homolog, ubiquinone (yeast)
Exons: 6
Coding region: 128-799 (223 amino acids)
Biological process (GO): determination of adult lifespan; regulation of reactive oxygen species metabolic process; ubiquinone biosynthetic process
Cellular component (GO): nucleus; mitochondrial inner membrane
Molecular function (GO): 3-demethoxyubiquinol 3-hydroxylase activity
Source: RefSeq, a predicted model, not a curated record
UACACGUGCACGAGCGUAGUUAUUCAGCGCCGCGAUGACGUCAUUCUAAAGCGCCACAACCUUUACUACAGUGCUAAUAUAUCAAGUUUGUCUCUUAAUUCUCAGUUCAUUGUAUUUGUUUAUAGAUAUGCAGAGAGCAGCGAGGUAUGCAGUGAAACAUGACUUUACGCGUGUUUUCUGUCCGUCAAACGUAAGGAACUGUCCUGCCCUGAACAGAGUUAAUGGCUCCCUGUUAUGUAGAAGAUACAGUGUCCUUCCUCCACCACGGGACAAAGAAGAGAAGGCCAUGCUGGACAGUAUGUUGAGGGUUGACCAUGCAGGAGAAUAUGGAGCCAAUCGUAUCUACGCUGGGCAGAUGGCCAUUCUUGGAAGAACUCAGACAGGGCCUCUAAUCCAGCAUAUGUGGGACCAAGAGAAAAUACAUUUGGAAAAAUUUAAUGAGAUCUUGGGCGAGCAUCGGGUUCGGCCAACGUUAAUGUUGCCACUGUGGAAUAUCACAGGGUUUGCACUAGGGGCUUGUACUGCUCUUCUGGGUAAGGAAGGGGCUAUGGCCUGCACUGUUGCAGUAGAGGAGAGCAUCUCAGAGCACUACAACAGUCAAAUCCGAACACUUAUGGAAGCUGACCCGGAGAGAUAUACAGAGUUAUUACAGAUUAUUAAAGAAUUUCGUGAUGAUGAAAUCGAACAUCAUGACACUGGAUUGGAGCAUGAUGCUGAAUCGGUACCCGGAUAUUUGGUUUUGAAAACAUUAAUACAGGUUGGCUGUAAAGCUGCAAUCUACAUUUCUCAGCGUAUUUAGAGUCAUUUUAGCAAUGCAUUUAUGUUUAAAUAUUGUUUUGUCAUCAUAAAUGUACAAUAAAUAGCUGAUGUCAGAACUGCACUUUUUGAAGCUUUGAUCAGUUUGAAUGAUGCUAAAAGAAAAAUUGAGAGUUCUGCAACAUUUGAACAAUUUUACAAUUAAAAAAUACAAACAAAAUGAUAUCCUGUUUGUGUUGCAAUUAAAAGGAGUCACAAAGUGUUCAAAAAGAUUAAUCUUCAGUUAUGUUCAUAUUUUAUUUGACAUUGUCAUCCGUAACAGAGAGAAUAUAACAGAAACAUAAAAAUUAAUUGCUGCAUUAUCACAGACAAGGUUUCACUGAUUAGUCAUGGAGUUAAAGGGCUAGUUCACCCAAAAAUGAAAAUUCUCUCAUCAUUUACUCACCCUCAUGCCAUCCCAGAUGUGUAUGACUUUCUUUCUUCUACUGAACACAAACAAAGAUUUUUAGAAGAAAAUUUCAGCUCUGUAGGUCCUUGCAAUGCAAAUGAAUGGUGACCAAAACUUUGAAUCUCCAAAAAGCACAUAAUGGCAGCAUAAAAGUAUCCAUAUGACUCCAGUGGAUAAAUCUUUAUAUUCAGAAGCGAUAUGAUAGGUGUGGGUGAGAAACAGAUCAAUAUUUAAGUCCUUUUUAUUAUAAAUCUCCACUUUCACUUUCACAUUAUCCUUUUGUUUUUUGCAAUCCCAUUCUUUGUGCAUACUGGGCAGAGAGGAGAUUUUAUAGUAAGAAAGUUCUUAAAUAUUGAUCUGUUUCUCACCCACACCUAUCAUAUCGCUUCUGAAUAUAUAGAUUUAUCCACUGGAGUCAUAUGGAUACUUUUAUACUCAUACACUUCUGGGAUGGCAUGAGGGUGAGUAAAUGAUGAGAGAAUUUUCAUUUUUAAGUGAACUAUCUCUUUAAGUCAGUUGACUUCACAUGAAAUAGCCAAUCCUGUAAUGAGAGAUACGAUAUAACCAUACAUGUUGUCUGUAUUGCUCCACCUUGUGGUCAUUUUAUGCAAGAUGACUGUAAAAUGCUUGGAAAUGUUAAACUGUCAAACCACCAGAGGACAGCUCUUUUCUCCUGGUGAUGUCAUAGAAUUUUUAAAUGUGUGUGUGUGUGUUUUUUAUUUUAUUUUAUUUUUUUAUUGUUGAUGACCGGAGAACAUUUAUGUGUAUGCAUUUAGCAGCUGCUUUUAUCUAAAGCGAUUUACAGUGCAUUCAAACUAUAGAUUUAACCCUUUGGUUCAGUGUACAGAUAAAGCCAUUAAACCAUUCUGGGUGUGAUGUUAAACCCAAACCACUAUGGAUUAUUAAAUCUAACCCUUUCCCUUAAUUCUGAAUUGCUGUUCUCUUUAAAUUAAAUUGUUACUUUUAUUUAUGACAACAUUUGUUCAGCAUGGUGACGAAACUGCAAUUUCCCACAUACAUUACUUCUAUGCACCACAUUAACGUCUGUCACAAUUGACAGAUAUGUAACUCUUACCAAAUCCAAAUGCGUCAUUAAUAAAAAGGUGAUUGGAAACAAUUGUUUUCUUGUUCUGAAGUAAAAUGAAUUUAUU